AUGGAUCAGCCACAGGAGCGGAAAUAUUCUUUCCAGACACGCGUCUUCACAAACAUUCGAUGCAAUGCUGCUUACAUUCCUGGCAUACCCACUAUGUCUGCCCCAAGAAGUAAAGACUUCGAAACUGUUGCUGGAUUUGUCAAACGCUACAAUAGGAGUAAACUGGUCUGGGAAAGUUCUGUAAGUUCAGGGGGGCAAGUGAAACUAGGUAUUACAAAAGAGAAUCUUCGUAAGCUUGAUCAGUUGGAAAUACCAAAGGGUGUCAACGAAGAUAGUUGGAUUAAGCCGAGUGAAGACUGGCUGAAGGAAAAUCCUAAGGACCGUGGAAACUGGGAGAGCAAGAUAAAGAAUUUCCGUGGAGGAGAAGAAAUCAUCGAGGCCAAGGCGCUUAGUGAUGCUUUUAUGAACGAUCCCGAUUCCGGCGUUAUACACGUCACCCAGCAUGAAAAAAACCCGGGUCCAGACCGGAUUCUGUAUAUUCUCGAGCCUACAUUAGGAAGCGGCCCUAGUCAGCCAGUGCUUCCACCCAGUCAAGCUCGACAGAGUGUACAGCCGUCUCUUGAUACUACUGGCUUCUUAUUGGCAAAGCCAAAUCCAAUUCCUGAUCUUCAAAGACACAGCAAACUCAACGACGAUCCCAUAAAUCCCAGUACAUCUUCCAUUACGCCCUCUCAGACCCGUCCCGGCAAUAGCAACCCAUCUUCAGCUACUCCAGGUGCAACUACAAGACCGGUUCAUGGUGGUAACAGCAAUACAGAUGGAGGGAUCAAUCAAUGA
Botrytis fragariae is the source of this 777-nucleotide messenger RNA. RefSeq lists its product as uncharacterized. The record is from RefSeq and is a predicted model, not a curated record. The coding region runs from base 1 to 777 and encodes 258 amino acids. Lineage: Eukaryota; Fungi; Ascomycota; Leotiomycetes; Helotiales; Sclerotiniaceae. The transcript is spliced from 4 exons.